Molecule: messenger RNA, 763 nt
Organism: Gracilinanus agilis (Agile Gracile Mouse Opossum)
Lineage: Eukaryota; Metazoa; Chordata; Mammalia; Didelphimorphia; Didelphidae
Product: ras GTPase-activating-like protein IQGAP2
Exons: 6
Biological process (GO): regulation of actin cytoskeleton organization
Cellular component (GO): cytoplasm
Molecular function (GO): actin filament binding; calmodulin binding; GTPase activator activity
Source: RefSeq, a predicted model, not a curated record
AGUAUCCUUCUGUCUGAAGAGGAGGAACUCCUGACCCAAGUAGACAUCCAAGGGAGCAUCGAUAAAGUCAACAGGCUUUCCGCUAUCGAAGAAAUCAAUGCUGUGAUUCGAGAAGGUCAUCCCAGUGACACCAUGACUGCACUCAUGAAACCUGAGGCCCAGCUCCCUCCCGUUCUUCCAUUCGCUGCCGUUAUGUAUCAGAAUGAGCUGUUCAACCUUCAGAAAGAGAAUUCUCUGCACUACCUUUCCCCCGAGGAGGUGUCCACAACUGUCGAGAUGGUGUCAGGUGUUGCUUUGCUUAACCAAGCUUUGGAAACUGAGGACCUUUUGUUGACACAGGAGCGUCUCAGAAAUCCUUCAGUAGAUUUCCAUAACCUGCAUGAAGACCACCUGGAACGGUAUGCUAGCAGGCUCGUGUCCCUCAAGAGCCAAGCCUCAUCUCAAGGACAAGAACACUUGAGCCGGGAUGAAAUCCAAAACGAAAUUGAUGAGGUCAAUUUGGAGAUUCAAGAAGUAGACGAAAUGCAUGCUGCCGUCAUUGCAAUUAUUGAAGCUGUGAAGAAGGGCAUCGCAGAGGAGACUCUUAUAACUCUGAAGGAUCCAAAAGCCGUUUUAACCUCUGUGGAUGAUAGGCUGGCCGACAAUUACCAAAAGGAACUUUGGGAAGCCAAGCAGAAAAAGGAAGAGGAGAGUAUCCUUCUGUCUGAAGAGGAGGAACUCCUGACCCAAGUAGACAUCCAAGGGAGCAUCGAUAAAGUCAACA